GAGACCUUAUAACUUCGAUGCCAUUGCAAUUCCAUAAGGGCAUUUCUUUCUUUCUUUCUCCUGAUUUGGUACUUUCAAAUUUGCAAUGGGUACCCUAAUAGCAAGAGCAUUUGGGUCUAUUAUGUCCGUUAUAGCUCACUGUUUCUUCGGGCACCGAGACAACAAAAAGGGCACAAGCAACAUCCAUCACCACAAGAAGCCUAAUAAGGGCCAACCACUUUCUUUACAGACUGUGGAUCUCAAAGUCAGGAUGUGCUGCAUUGGCUGCGAGAGAGUAGUCAAAAGAGCCCUUUAUAGGCUUCGAGGUGUAAAUUCGGUGGAAGUUGACCUAAAGAUGGAAAAAGUAACCGUAAUCGGGCACGUUGAUCGUUACAAGGUGUUGAAACGGGUGAGGAGGUCGGGAAAAAGGGCCGAGUUCUGGCCCUAUCCCGACGUGCCGUUGUACUUCACCUCCACGGGCGACUACUUCAGGGACACAAGAAAUGAGUUCAAAGAGAGUUACAAUUACUAUAAACACGGGUACAAUCUCGGUCACUGGCACGGGAAUAUUCCAGUAACACACCGAGGCGAUGACAACGUCAGCAACAUGUUCAACGAUGACAAUGUCAAUGCCAUCUGCUGUCUCAUGUAGGAACUUGAAACCAGAAGGAUUUAGUACCCAUCCAUUUCGAUAAACGUAGAUACUAUUUGCAUUCAUGUAAUACUAUAUGCGCUGUAUAUA
Messenger RNA from Hibiscus syriacus, 721 nucleotides. Its product is annotated as heavy metal-associated isoprenylated plant protein 30-like. NCBI's taxonomy places the organism in Eukaryota, Viridiplantae, Streptophyta, Magnoliopsida, Malvales, Malvaceae. The record is from RefSeq and is a predicted model, not a curated record. The transcript is spliced from 3 exons. Gene Ontology annotation, molecular function: metal ion binding. The coding region runs from base 86 to 631 and encodes 181 amino acids.